Messenger RNA from Halichondria panicea, 1727 nucleotides. Its product is annotated as methionine--tRNA ligase, mitochondrial-like. Gene Ontology annotation, biological process: methionyl-tRNA aminoacylation. The transcript is spliced from 11 exons. Bases 46 to 1692 code for a protein of 548 amino acids. Gene Ontology annotation, molecular function: methionine-tRNA ligase activity; ATP binding. Lineage: Eukaryota; Metazoa; Porifera; Demospongiae; Suberitida; Halichondriidae. The record is from RefSeq and is a predicted model, not a curated record.
GCCUUGUGUGUUUUCCAACUAGAGCCCACCAACCCACGUGGCAUAAUGGCAAGAUGUUUGCAACAGUUGAGGCAGUUUCAGACUUCCUCCAUUGAUUUCCACUCUUUUAUCACCACCCCCAUCUUCUAUGUAAACGCAGAUCCACAUAUAGGUCACCUGUACACUGCCUUGCUGGCCGAUGCUGCUCAUCGCUGGCAGCUUGUAAAAGGGGUGGGACCUGCUGUGUUCUCUACGGGGACGGAUGAGCAUGGACUCAAAGUACAGAAAGCAGCAGCUGUACAAGGUUGCCCACCCAAUGAACUCUGUGACAGAAUAUCACAGAGGUUCAAGACAUUGUUUAGAUCUGCCAACAUCAGCUUCACUGACUACAUAAGAACUACAGAAUCAAGACACAUAACAAGAGUGGAGGCUUUCUGGGAGGAUCUCCACCGAAAGGGCCAUAUGUACAAGGGUUCCUAUGAGGGAUGGUAUUCUGUGCCUGAUGAAACUUUCCUCUCAAGUAGUCAGAUUGUUGACGGUCCUGAACCAGGGUCAAAAGUCUCCCUUGAGAGUGGACACACUCUGGAGUGGUCGUCAGAGGAGAACUACAUGUUUAGACUGACUGACUUUAGAGAGAAACUGUUACAGUGGAUUAACACCAAACCAUAUCCUAUUGUCCCGGAAGUAGCGCAUCAUCAAGUCCACCAAUAUCUAUUGGAUUUGAGCUCUGAUCUGUCUGUCUCGAGACCACGCUCUCGUCUACAGUGGGGCGUGCCAGUUCCGGGAGACAAUACCCAGACAAUAUAUGUAUGGCUGGAUGCCCUUGUCAACUACCUUACAGUCUCCAACCAUCCCUCUCCUGGUCACACUUGGCCUGCCACUGUUCACAUAGUGGGUAAAGACAUCCUUCGCUUUCAUGCUGUAUUUUGGCCCGCUUUCUUGAUGGCAGCUGGCCUUGAAUUACCUCAAAAAAUAGUCACUCACUCACACUGGACCAGGGGCAAGUCCAAGAUGUCGAAGAGCACUGGAAAUGUCGUUGAUCCUUUCCUGCAAAUAGAGAAGUAUGGUGUGGACUCCUUGAGAUACUUUCUGCUCAAAGAAGGAACCUUGCAACAAGAUGGAGACUAUUCAGAGAAGAGAGUAGUGUCUCUAUUGAACUCUGACCUUGCGGACACACUGGGUAACCUUGUCCAGAGAGUAACGGCCAAGAAGCUCCACGCAAGUAAAAAGAGCAGUAUUUCCCAAGCUCAGUGGAGGGCUGCCUGGUGUUUGGUGUCUGGUGCAGAAGACUUUGUUUUGUUGGAGAGGCUAAGGAAGCUUUCAGAGUCUGUUGCUGAGCAUUACGAAAACUUUGAGUUUAACAAGGGUAUUAUGAAAGUGAUGAAUUGCCUUCAUCAAACAAAUCAAUUUCUCGAAAGGCACGAGCCGUGGAAACUAGUGAAAGACCCUACCAAGCAAGAACACUUGCAAACAGUAUUAGGCGUUGCUAUAGAAUCCAUUCGACUAUGUAGCUGUCUCCUGUAUCCUAUUAUCCCUCAAUCAGCAACUGCUGUGCUUCAGAGAAUAGGAGUUGUAGGCUCUGCUGUAAACUGGAGUCCUUGUGUCAGUGACAUUGAGUGUCGGUUAACCAGCCAGGACAGAAUUGAACAUUUGUAUGUAGCUACUCAGAGUAUGGUAUUAGGAAAUACACCUUUGUUCAAGAAAAUUUCAUGAUUUUUUGCUCUACUAUUAAUGCUGUUUUUAUUCAA